This is a messenger RNA of Fibroporia radiculosa, 1104 nucleotides long. RefSeq lists its product as uncharacterized. The record is from RefSeq and is a predicted model, not a curated record. The transcript has 5 exons. NCBI's taxonomy places the organism in Eukaryota, Fungi, Basidiomycota, Agaricomycetes, Polyporales, Fibroporiaceae. The coding region runs from base 1 to 1104 and encodes 367 amino acids.
AUGUCGAAAUUUAACAUCAUUUGUUUUGCUAUUAUCAAAGCUAUGUGCCCUGAAGAACCCUUCAGCGGACCCGCCUACCAGCUGGUACUGUUUUGGUGUGACUGCACGACCUUCGAGGAAACUUCAGUGAGACUUUUCGAUCCCAUGAUCCCCAAUAUCCUCGCUAGUCUAGGAAGUCAAGCUGCGGUCCUGGAAGCUGCAGGCUGGACGGUGCGGAUGACUGGAAAACGAAUAUAUGAGCCUGUUGAGAGAAAAGUCGCCGUCGAUCGCCUCGUAUCUCUGGUCAGCAAAUUGGCACGGUGUGGUGUAGUAUCUCUUCACGAUGCACCCGACUUCAUGCUCUCAAUGUUCUUCAUUGCUCUGGAUCGAUCAACCUCUGCCGAAUUGAGGUCACACAUCAUUGUUGCCAUCGAAUUGCUUGGGCAGACGCUGUCGGGUAGUGGCGACGGUCCUAUUGACAUAGAGGUUUCUGUGUGCUCUAAAAUCUUACAAUUUGCGAAAGACUUGAGCCCUCUCAAUCGUGCAUAUCUUUUGUCUUUGAUGCCUGGUGGAUGUCCAUCCACCGGCCGUAUCGUACGGUGGCUUGCGAACUGCUUACUCCUCAACACCGAUAUGCCCUCUCCGGCCUCGUAUAAGUCGUUGCCUCCGCUCUCACCUAUCGUCGACUUGCUAUCACCACCAACUGGCUCCGGUGAUCUCUUUGAUAUUAUAGGCAACUUGGAGACGGUUAACUACUACGACGAUCUUGUCUGCCAUAUCGACAUACUUAGCAAAGUCUUAAAUGACGUCGAAGCGUAUGUGGCGCUGGAGAACGGCAUUCGCUUAGAAGCUGCUUCGACCGAGGUUGCUGAGUCAGAAAGUACCUCUCCCCAGAAGGGCUCGAGCUCGAGGGAAGCGCCUCCUACACGGCUAGAACAGAUCAAGGCUGUGCUUGAUGGAUUGCAUGGCAAGAUUGUGGACACCCGGGCUGCUCACCUGGACCGCUCACGCGCGAAGGCGGCCUUACAGCGGUUGUCCUUCCGUUUGUAUUAUCAGAGAACAGCUAGCCUCCGCUCAGGCAAGCCUCGAAAUCUACACGGUUAUUUCGGACAGUCGAGAAAGUAA